UAUUCCAUCGUCUGCAUCAAGUGCUGCAUUUCCAAGUGGCUUUUUGAAGGAUACAAACAAUUCAUUUUAUUUCCUGGGAGUGGACUUCACAAUGUACCCACAUUACAUACAUACUGACCAUUAAGAAGUUUAAUCAUUUUUUUACACGGUUCUCAGCAGUCAGUUAUCUUCGCGCAUUGGUUCUGUAAACAACAACACGAAAAAGUUGACCAAGUGUUACAGUAAUAAACCUAAUUCUUAAUGUGUUGUCUACAUUACUAAGUUGUAUUAUUCUAACAGUUGAUUAAUAUCCAGUUCUAUCUUUUUUUUUGUUCUGGUUUACGUUGCUGUAUACAUAAGUGAUUAAUUUGAAAUAAAUUAUUUUACUUUUUAUCAAAUACUUACUAGAGUACGUCCAGUACUCAAUCAUGAGUAAAAUAGUGCGUUGAUUUUUGCUCAACUGUGAUGCGCUCUUUUUGUGUUUAAAAUUAAAAAAGAGAGAUUAGCAACAAUGGCAUUUAGUAGAAGUUGUUCAUUAUUGUUUCUGGGCAUUUUUUGUACGUGUGGGUUUGUCGAUCCUUACAGAGUAGGUGUAGGAAUAGCUGACGUCACAGGACCUGUUGCAGAAGUAACAUUUAUGGGAUAUGCGAAAUUGGAACAAAAAGGAAUGGGACUGCACUUGAGACAAUACUCCAGGGCGUUUGUUAUAGAAGAUAACGGAAAUCGUAUGCUUUUCGUUAGUGUGGAUGUUGGGAUGAUAGGCCCUGCCAUGAGAAAAGAAGUACUAGAAAGAUUAAACAGAAAAUUUGGCACACUGUAUAACGAACAGAAUUUUAUUUUAAGCGGUACCCACACCCAUUCAGCACCUGGUGGGUUCCUAAUGCACCUUUUGUUUGACUUACCCAGCCUGGGCUUUGUUAAACAGACUUUUACAGCUUUAGUUUCUGGAAUAACUCAGUCUAUUCUUAGGGCUCAUAAUUCAAUGGUUGAGGCUAGAAUUUUUUUGAAUUCAGGAGAACUAUUAAACGUUAACAUAAAUCGUAGUCCUGCCGCAUACUUGUUCAACCCCGAGGAAGAAAGGAAUGAGUAUAAAUACGACGUUGAUAAAGAAAUGACGCAACUAAAGUUUUUAUCAGCAUACAAUAAUGAACCAUUAGGGGUAAUAAACUGGUUCGCUGUUCAUCCUACUUCGAUGAACAACACAAAUCGUCUGGUAUCGUCUGAUAAUGUCGGUUACGCAUCCAUUUUGUUUGAGGAAUAUGCUAAUGGAGGCCUUCCAGGAAAGGGUCCAUUUGUCGCUUCAUUUGCUUCAAGCAACCUUGGCGAUGUUUCGCCGAAUAUAAAGGGUCCUCACUGUCUGAAUUCUGGGCUUCCGUGCAACGAUGUUUCAAGUACUUGUGACGGCGAGGCGAAAAUUUGCAUCGCUUCAGGACCCGGUCGUGACAUGUUCGAAAGCACCAGAUUGAUUGCAACAAGGCUUUUCGAAAAGGCAAAGGAACUGUGGGGAAAUGGGAACGAGCAGGAGGUCCUUGGUCCACUCAGAGUAGGCCAUCAAUUUGUUGACAUGCCCAAACAAACAGCCCAUUAUAUAGCCCGCAAUGGGUCUUCGAUCAAGGUACGAGGAUGUUUACCAGCAAUGGGAUACAGUUUUGCUGCUGGUACGACCGAUGGUCCUGGAGAAUUCGAUUUUAAACAGGCCACCCUGACAGGAAACAGGAUGUGGAAUACUUUAAGGGACCUAAUUGCCGCCCCCACAUCCGACGAAAAGGAAUGUCAUUAUCCGAAACCCAUUUUGUUGAACACCGGAAAGAUCAGUUUUCCUUACGAGUGGCAACCGAAAAUUGUAUCGGUUCAAGUAGCAUUGUUAGGGGAUGUGGCCAUUGGCGCAGUUCCCGGCGAAUUCACCACAAUGUCUGGAAGACGCCUCCGAAAAGCUAUCGCCGCAGCUUAUCAGCAAAAUGGAAGAAGUGUCAGGAAAGUGAUAAUCGCUGGCCUCAGUAACGUCUACAGCGAUUACAUUACCACCCCAGAAGAAUAUCAGCUGCAGAGGUACGAAGGAGCUUCAACUAUUUAUGGUCCGCACACAUUAACAAUUUACUUAAAAGUUUACAGAGAAUUAACGAACUCGCUGUUAUUGGAUAGGAAAAUCGACCCAGGUCCUAAUCCACCUGAUUUUUCUAAUAAACUUAUUUCGUUGGUGCCACCCGUUAUUUUUGAUUGUUCAGGGUUUACCAACAGGUUUGGCGAAUGCAUCCAGCAACCCCAUAAACGGGUCAAAAGGGGCGAAGUGGUAAAAGCUAUUUUCAUAUCUGGAAAUCCCCGAAAUAAUUUAAUGCACGGAAAGACAUUUUUAACUGUGGAAAAAUUUAAUAAAGAAAAUUGGGAUGUGGUGGCAACAGACUCCAACUGGGAAACAAAGUUUAUAUGGAUGAAAAGCUCAAAGCUUUCUCCAAACAGUGAAGCUAUUAUUGAAUGGGAGACGGGAUCGAAGACUGAGCUCGGAACUUACAGGAUACGUCACAUAGGAUUUUAUAGAUACAUAUUUGGUGGGAUCCAUCCUUACGAAGGAUUAACGGAAGCGUUCGAAGUUGUUGAUAAUUAAAUCAAUGUUUUAAUAAUUUUUGUAAAUAUUACCUGAAAUACGUAAAAAACUGUAAUACUUUUAAUAAAAUACUAAUUUAA
Messenger RNA from Agrilus planipennis (emerald ash borer), 2661 nucleotides. RefSeq names its product neutral ceramidase. The transcript has 14 exons. The record is from RefSeq and is a predicted model, not a curated record. Gene Ontology annotation, cellular component: extracellular region. NCBI's taxonomy places the organism in Eukaryota, Metazoa, Arthropoda, Insecta, Coleoptera, Buprestidae. Gene Ontology annotation, molecular function: N-acylsphingosine amidohydrolase activity. Bases 491 to 2581 code for a protein of 696 amino acids. Gene Ontology annotation, biological process: ceramide catabolic process; sphingosine biosynthetic process; long-chain fatty acid biosynthetic process.